This is a messenger RNA of Brassica napus (rape), 681 nucleotides long. RefSeq names its product thioredoxin reductase 2-like. NCBI's taxonomy places the organism in Eukaryota, Viridiplantae, Streptophyta, Magnoliopsida, Brassicales, Brassicaceae. The record is from RefSeq and is a predicted model, not a curated record. The transcript has a single exon. Gene Ontology annotation, molecular function: oxidoreductase activity. The annotation marks the transcript as partial.
CAACCUAACUCCAAUUUGAUCGACAAGUUCCGGAAGCAAUCAGAGCGGUUCUGCACCGAGAUCUUCACGGAGACAGUCACCAAGGCCGACAUGUCCUCGAGGCUGUUCAAGUUCUUCACCGAUUCGAGAAGCGACGCCGUCAUCUCCACCGGAGCUGUCGCGGAACGGCUGAGAUUUGUCGGAUCUGGCGAAGGCGCUGGUGGUUUCUGGAGCCGAGGGAUCUCAGCAUGUGUUGUAUGCGACGGCGCCGCUCUGAUCUUUAGGAACAAGCCUCUGGUAGUUAUCGGCGGCGUAGACUCGACGAUGGAGGAGAUGAAGUUCUUGACCAAGUAUAGAUCUAAGGUUUAUAUAAUCCACAGGUGCGAUACGUUCAGAGCGUUGAAGAUCAUGCAGCAGAGGGUGUUGUCGAAACCUAAGAUUGAAGUGAUUUGGAACUCUUCGGUGGUGGAGGCGUAUAGAGAUGAAAACGGGAAAGGUGUGCUUGGUGGUUUGAAGGUGAAGAACGUUGUUACUGGUGAUGUUUCGGAUUUGAAAAUGUCUGGGUUGUUCUUUGUGAUUGUUCAUGAGCCGGCAACAAAGUUUUUGGAUGGGCAGCAUGAGCUUGAUGAGUAUGAGUAUGUGGUGAGCAAGCCUGGUACCACUAAGACGAUCGUUCUUCUCUGCGAGGCUGUGGAUUCCUAG